UACAAGCGCCAGUGCAAGUUCUAUCCCCGCGCGGCUGUCCCAUCAGCUGUACCUUCCCCAGGCUCGUUGACUGUUGCUCACCUUGAAGUCGAGGGCGAAUGCACUGUCCAACGCUCACCUGCGGCAGAACCCUCAGUGCAACCCGAACCAUCAGAGCCAGCCAGCCCUAUGAUUGAGGAUAACGAUGAGAUAGCCGAGUUGCGUGCCAACCUGGACCGCAGUUCUCAUGCCACAUGUGAGUGGAAAGUCGACAACGACUGUGUCGCGUGUCGAUUUCAGGACUACCAACGAGAAUGUAUCAACGCACUCAACCAGAAAGUGCUCAAGAGAAGCGAGAUCGCUGACGUGAUGGCGCUCAUUGGCGUGUUUGCGCCCUUCAUUCCAACCUCUCGUAUGACGAAUGUGUUUGGAAAGAUGUUGGACCAUCUUCUAACGUCGAUCAAGUUCCCAGCGCCGGACAUCGACGAUCUUGCCGUCAUGAAAGCUCAUCGGCUUAACGGUGAGCGUGACGAGGCUUGUGAAACUAUUCGAUCGCUAGACCGCAAGAAGAGAAUCAUGAUCGAGACGCUGAUGGAGAAGCUCCCGAUGAAGAGCGACAAGACCAUUUCAGAAGGAACAUUUGUUACCAACUACGUGUCGCCAUUGCUCUACGGGACACUGGCCUUGGACGACGGACGCGUUCAAAUAUAUUUCCCAAACACAGAGUGCCAGACACAAAAGCAACAAGGCAUCAAGGCCGAUCGACCGGAUAUCCUAAUUAGGAUUCGCGGCCAAGAAGCUGUUUUUGGCGAGGUGACUGGACCUGCGCAGGCAGGCCACACUGCCAAGAACGCUUGGGAUCUCUUUCGCUUGGCGCGAUUUGGUAAGGCGUUUCUGGACAAUGGAAACAGUGUUGCGCCGCUCCUCCAGGUCGUCUACAACAACGGCACCUUCAUGCGCCUCACGAUCAAGACUCGUGGGAUGUUCAUUCUCGAAGAGAUUGGUGCGUUCGAAGUCCCGACCAAGGUCGCUGGCAUCCCGGCCCUCGCUGCGACCCUCCCAACACUGUUGGCAGCUCGGGAUGACGUACAACAGAUUUUGGAUGGCGACAUGAACGGCUUGAAGCGUUCUUGGGGGUAUGGCGACGUCCGUGAUGCAAAGAAGCGAAUCGCCUAAGCCCUCUCCCCCCUCAUCCAAGACAAAUGGUCCCACUCUA
Gamsiella multidivaricata is the source of this 1195-nucleotide messenger RNA. RefSeq lists its product as uncharacterized. Bases 169 to 1155 code for a protein of 328 amino acids. The transcript is spliced from 8 exons. The record is from RefSeq and is a predicted model, not a curated record. NCBI's taxonomy places the organism in Eukaryota, Fungi, Mortierellomycota, Mortierellomycetes, Mortierellales, Mortierellaceae.